CUGUUGAGCAUAUGCAAAUAUUAAACAUCCGUAAAUCUUGUACUAAAUUUCCCGCGUAAUUAAUUUAGUGUGGAUUUUGUUGUUUUUGUUCGCUGGCUUUUGUUUCAAUAAUAUUGUUAAAUUUUUAUUGUUAAAAAAAAAAAAAGAAAAAAGAAUAUGUUUUGAAAGUUAGUAAAUUAGCAGUUAAGAUCAAAAAUAUCUAAAGUGUUUUGUUAACUUGAUGUGACAAAGAUGUUUAUUCAAGACCUCCGACAAGAUUUUUAUAACCGUUUAAUUGACAAACGCAUCUUAAUUAUUGUUAAUUAUGAUAUUGAUGCUAUCUGUGCGAGUAAAAUAUUACAAGCAUUGUUGAAGUAUGAUCAUAAGGUGUAUACCGUUGUACCAAUAAUGGGCUUAGCUGGUCUAAAGAGAGCCUAUCGUGAACAUCAAGACGAUGUAAAAUUUGUAUUAUUGUUAAAUUGCGGUGGUUGCGUCGAUAUUGUAGAGCUUUUGCAACCUGAUGAGGAUGUGAUUUUCUUUAUAUGUGAUGCUCAUCGUCCAUUUGAUGUUUGCAAUAUAUACAGUGAUCGUCAGGUAUGUCUGUUGGCUGAUCCUUCAGCAGAAGAGAAUAUUCCAGCUUUUGAAUCUAUAUUUUGUGAGUCGGAUAAUGAUGAAGAUGACAACGAUACUAGUGAAGAAGAUGACAAUGCUGAAGAACCUGCAGACACGGAACACUCGGCCCAAACUGCGAAGAAGUUAAGUCGAAUGGAAAAAUAUGAACAUCGCGUACUUAAACAGCGUGAACGACGUGUUUGGGAAAAUGAACGUGACCGGAUAAUGUUCGAGUAUACACAGUUUAGUUAUUACGGGCGUUCAUCGGCACUAACAAUAUUCGAAUUGGCUUGGAAGCUUUCUAAGGAUGAAAUGGAUUUGCUAUGGUGGGCGAUUGUUGGUAUUACUGAACAAUUAAUUUUGGGCAAAAUAGAAAGUAGUGUUUACACAUUAGAAAUCGAUAAUAUCCAGUCGCACGUCAAUCGACUGACUAACAAAAUUAAUGAUCAAAGCAAUAUGAGUGCUUCCAAGAUUGGUUUUGAAAAUGAUCUGCAUUUGGUACUAUAUCGACAUUGGAGUGUUCUAGAAUCUAUGCGGUACACGCGUUACUGUGCUUGCAAACUUAAAUUGUGGACCUUAAGAGGCGAAAAGAAACUUCAUGAACUUCUAGUUGAAAUGGGUUUACCCUUGGUGCAUGCGCGUCAAAUGUUUAGUUCUAUGGAUUUGGUAUUGCGGCAAGAAUUUUUUUCUAUGAUCGCCAAACUGGCUGAAAAGUAUGCAAUACCGGAUAUUAUAUAUGGUUCAUUUACACUGCACUAUGGUUAUCGAAAUCGUUAUUCGGCGGCUGAUUUUGUGUACGCUUUGCUGGCCGUUUUGGAAUCGGUGAAAAAGGAUAAGACUCCCGAAGUUUGCUUCCUCGAGGCUCUUGAUAGUCUAAGUCGGAAUCACAAAGAUAUUCUGAUAGCUGGUAUAGAAGGCUCCAAGCUAUUGCAUCAAGCGAUUUUUAAACAAGUCCAAAGCAGCUUGGAAAGUCAUCAAAUAUUUUCGACAGGUUCGUUCCUGUAUUUUAUACUCAACCAGGAGAAUACAUACUUCUCUUAUCCGUAUGGAUUGUUACUGCUGGCUAAGUUUAUGCUCAAUGGUCAUGUGGCAACGUCACGUAGCCGCACUGCUCCGGAACUGCCUCUAAUUGUUAGCUGUCCUAUUGAUGCUGAACGUGGUCUUUGCUUAUUAGCAGGCAUACCUCCCGUCCAAGAGGAUUCUCCAAAGAAUUUCUUUGGUAAAGCUUUCGAGCAGGCGGCUCAAAAAUGUAAUGCAGCUAUUUUACAGGACUUUUUUGAAACCUCACUCAUACAGAUACGACAAAGCGAUUUGACACGAUUUUUAGAUGCCCUAACUGUACUUUUAUCUUAACUUAAUAAUCCAUUAGUUUAGAAUUACAAAUAGACUGAGAACAUACGGGAAAAUGAGUAGACAAUAUAUAUAUAUAUAUG
Messenger RNA from Glossina fuscipes, 2024 nucleotides. It is a transcript of the gene Cdc45, whose product is annotated as cell division control protein 45 homolog. Gene Ontology annotation, biological process: double-strand break repair via break-induced replication; mitotic DNA replication preinitiation complex assembly; DNA replication initiation. The transcript has 2 exons. Gene Ontology annotation, molecular function: DNA replication origin binding; single-stranded DNA binding; chromatin binding. NCBI's taxonomy places the organism in Eukaryota, Metazoa, Arthropoda, Insecta, Diptera, Glossinidae. Bases 232 to 1944 code for a protein of 570 amino acids. Gene Ontology annotation, cellular component: DNA replication preinitiation complex. The record is from RefSeq and is a predicted model, not a curated record.